GUUUAUCAUGUUACUUUUCACUCAGAUAAUGUGCAGAACCCAACGUCCACAGCCGGAUGGGGUCGGAUUGUGAAGGUGAAGAAGUAUUGGAUACAAUGUGCCUCUAAGUCCUGUGCUACCCUUUCUUUUGGAACACUCCCCUCUCUUCAGUUGACGUUUUGGUUUUAGUAUUAGCCCUAGUCUCUUUUCGUCUGAACAGCAUUACGCUACAGGCCACUCGUCGUCGUUAUCUAUUGUCAAGACUUGUGAAUUUUUACUUUCUCAUGCUGCUCUCUAGUAUUUUUGUUCACCAAAUUCUAAUUCAUAUAUACAAAACUUGAACAGUUGGCAAUUUAUAUACUGAUUAAAAUUUAAUGAUGUUUAUCUAUUUUAUGGGAAUAUUGGGUUUUUUACUUUCAUGCUUGAUGUAUUUCAUUGCUAUGAUUAAAUGUCUGUAGUAGUUUAACACAAAAUUUUACUUUACCUACGUACAGAUUCUUUUGUACCUUUCCAUAUAAUGUUGUAACUUCACCGACUAUAUAUUAUUCAUCAUUUUAUUCAUUGGAAAUUAUUUAAAAAGGGAUUCUGAAGAAACUCUGUUUGAAUUCUUACUUUUUUUCACUUUUACUUAUCACUUCGUUAAAAAAAAGAUGGAGGAACGCUUUAAUCAAAAGGAAAUUGGAAAAGAAGUAUUUACAUAUUAAGUUAAACGGGAAAAAUGGGGAGUGUUCUUCCAAAGCCAAUUCUUAGCAAAGUAGUGGAGCGCUCGGGCAACUCAUUCGUGAACUCCGCCAGCGCAUCCAUGAACGGAUUUCGUUACACCAUGGAAGACGCGCAUAUGAAUUGCAUUGAGGAAAAUAUUGCGUACUUUGGCAUUUUCGACGGACACAGCAAUGAAAAAUGCAGCCAGUACGUCGCCGAGUCUUUGCCGGCGAAGCUGAAAUCCCUAAAGGAGCCCAUCACGGCGGAGAUGCUGGAGUCGGUCUGCGUGCAAAUCGACAAAGCCUUUUUAGAGCGCCACAACAACGGUGGCUCCACCGGGACUUUCUGCAUUCUUCGCAAGAAUGGACAGCUCACCAUCGCCAACGUGGGGGAUUCUCGUAUUUUAGUCGUGCGGAAGGGCACUAUCAUCUUCGAAACGGAGGAUCAUAAGCCGUUUGACCCAACGGAGCGCGCGCGGAUUGAGCGUUGUGGGGGGUUCGUCACGGGGAAUCGCGUGGAGGGGGAUUUGGCCGUCUCGCGGGCUUUUGGGGAUGCAAUGUUUAAAGAGGUCGGGGGUAAAAACCAUCGGGAUCAAAAAGUUAUCGCGGUCCCGGACGUGUCAGAGGUGAACUGCCAACAAGGCGAUUUGGUUGUGAUCUGCUGUGAUGGCGUUUUUGAAGGAAACUUCACAAAUGUUAACGUCGCUCGGUUUGUGGGGGAGCAGAUGACAAAAUGUUGGGAUGACCUCGCGGUGAUUGCCUGUCGGGUGUGCGAUGAAGCGAUUCGCCGCGGUAGUCGGGAUAAUAUUUCAUGUCUUAUAGUUCAUCUGGCGGAGGGCACUUCGAAGGUGCGAAAAUUCGGCGCCAAAUCAUUCGUGCCGGGUCCGCCUUUUGCACGAAACCACGAAGGCUGCUAUACUGCGUAUGUGAAUAUGGCCAAACUCGCCAAUCUGACCUGCUCCGAGGCUCUCCAGAAGCGAUACAUGUUGCUCCAAAUGCACGAUCGAAAGAUGCUUGGAAAUCAGCCCCCGGUGAUGCGCACGGCGUUCGAGGUGAGCGAUGAUGUGGAUUUAGAUACAGAACGCAGCUUCUUCGGCCGGGGACCUGCCCCCGGGAAUGAAAAUGCUUUCUUCGCUGCACUCGCGCAAUGGAGUGGGUAA
This is a messenger RNA of Phytomonas sp. Hart1, 1840 nucleotides long. Lineage: Eukaryota; Euglenozoa; Kinetoplastea; Trypanosomatida; Trypanosomatidae. The record is from the annotation of a GenBank genome assembly.